UUUUUCUCAUCACUUUUUUUUUCUUAUUCCUCGUUAAUUUUUAUACUCUAAAAAGAUGACCAAGCCUGCGCAAUAUGCAAGCUUAUCAAUCAAUCUGGUUGGUUUACUAUCGAAUCUUUAUGGCCUUUACUGCGUGAAUUUUGUAUAUGAUAAUCCUUAUGCGGUUGGAUUUGGAGGUCAUUUUCAGUACCUCACCAUUCUCGGACUCACCACAGCAACGUUUGCCUUUGCGUUGAAUGUCCUUCGGUUCAUGGUGCCUGGAAGUAUGCCAACUGCAUACGAGAUUGUAUCCAAUAUUGCCACACCGCUGGAAGGGUUGGUGUGUGUGAUGUAUUGGUCCAUGGUGUUGUAUGAUCCCGAGACGCUGAUACCCAAGGAUAUGCCUCCGAUCCCUGUUAAUGUUGAUUUUUCUCUACAUCUUUACCCCGCAUUAUUCCUGUGGUUCGACUUUUUGGUGUUCAACAUCGAGUUUGAACGGUCGUACCGCCACAUUAUGGUGAUUUAUGGUUUCUGUGUAUUUUAUUUAUUAUGGUCCUCCUAUUGUAAUUCGAAAAACGGAUAUUGGCCGUAUCCGUUCUUGAACGAGUUUAGCGAUCUGGGACGAGUGGCAUUUUACGGUGGAUGUGGCACCCUUUGUUGGUGUAUGUACGAAGCAGGUGCGUUUGUACACAGUCGACUUCAUCCUAAACUUCAAGUCCCUGCCCAUAAAAAGUUGCAAUAGAGAUGCCUGGUGUCGCUGUUUAAAAUAAAAAUUUGACGUCAGCCACUUUGACUUUGACUUGGGCUGGUUUGUCCGCGAUAAACAAGAAAAUUAAAGUGGCCAAAAGAAAA
Radiomyces spectabilis is the source of this 831-nucleotide messenger RNA. Its product is annotated as FAR-17a/AIG1-like protein. The coding region runs from base 56 to 721 and encodes 221 amino acids. Gene Ontology annotation, cellular component: endomembrane system; membrane. The transcript is spliced from 5 exons. The record is from RefSeq and is a predicted model, not a curated record. Lineage: Eukaryota; Fungi; Mucoromycota; Mucoromycetes; Mucorales; Radiomycetaceae.